Molecule: messenger RNA, 1187 nt
Organism: Didymodactylos carnosus
Lineage: Eukaryota; Metazoa; Rotifera; Eurotatoria; Philodinida; Philodinidae
Source: the annotation of a GenBank genome assembly
GUCAGUGGUAGGGAUGACUUGAAAUUUUUUCAAAGUCACUCUGAUCUACUCAGCAUUUGAUGCUGAAUCCAAAUAAAAUAAGCAGAAAAUUGUUCGAGGUCAGCAAAGUGGGGAAACCAUGCGGUUUUCUCAGAAACAGUCGGUUUUCCACGUUUUUCUGUUUUUACAAGUUUUCUGCUGUACGGUUGACGUCAAAAAUCUUUAAAGGUGAUAUUCUUGAUCAACUCGACGUGCUCUAUCCAACUAUGUAUAAUUCGACCAGAUUCACUUUAUCACUAACCUUUCGAAUUUCCGGCACCUUACCUAGAAAAUUAACUAUUGAACCUCAGACAAUGGGAUAAAAAUCUCAAAGAAGAAGACGUCGACAAGCGGGUCGCAGUUCGACAACUCAGCAUCAUUCGAAAUAUUGAAUGGCGCUCAAACGGGAAGAACGCUAUCAGAGAUUAAAAUUAUAGGUUUUGUAGAGAAUUCAAUUCUCUAUCGAUUGACUUUAAAAAGAAUCCUUGGAACUAUUGGAUGGUACCUCAAAAACAACGCACAAACGUGGCCGGUUUUAUCUGGCCCACCCGUUAGAAAAAAGCUUUCUAAUAUUCAAUCGAACAAAACAGAUAGAUUCCAUUUUUGCUUAUUAGUAGGCCUCUAGCAUUCAGAUAGAGAUAUACAUAUAUCUCAGAUGUAUGUCUAUUGACAUUUGCUUCACAUUUGUCACGUUUUCUUUCUGUGUAGAAGAAAACGAGGAAAGAGAACAGUUAGUGGAAGAACAAAAUGCGAGACUAUAACUGUUCUCUUUCCUCGUUUUCUUCUACACAGAAAGAAAACGUGACAAAUGUAAAGCAAAUGUCAAUAGACAUAUAUCUGAGAUAUAUGUAUAUCUCUAUCUGAAUGCUAGAGGCCUAGUAUUUCUUUUCAUACGACGUUAAGUAAGGUCAAUAACUCAAUUUAACUUUGUUUUGGAUGACAGAACAAUGACAUAGUGUUGUUACAUUGAAAGUAUCUUAUUUGUUUGAGUUCAGAUACGAGCAGUUGUAACAACAUCCGAUGAAUUAAUACAACAAAUAUCCAAAGAUCAAAAAAUUCAAAUAAAAAUUGAUAAUGCAAUUAUACCAAUGAGCAUAUUUAGAAUUGAUGAAGAUGGACAAACUCAUAAAAAUCUUGCUAACGAAAAUGGCGAUUUUAUGUGGUUUUAA